AUGAGCUCGAUGGCUGAGGGCAGUGAGGGCUGGGAACGAGAGGAUGAGCUUGAUCUGGGUCAGGAUGAGCACGACUCCCAAUCCCCCGGUUAUGAUGCCGCCCUCGACCACGAAUACCCCGGGCCUUCCCCGCAGAAGCUAGAGCCGGUCGGAGCGGAGGUGGAGGAGUUGGACACAAUAGACAAUGCGCAAGACCAGGGAUCUGAGAAGACGCUGGAAGCAGACGGCCCCCAGUUACCACAAACGCCGCCGCUUAGGCAAGCGCCGGUGAAUGCGACCCCGGGCAGUGUAGAUGAGACAGCUUCAACCCCCGACGAUACCCCCUCUCUACAUGGUUCUAUAUUGUCCUCCCAGAGCAGCAGUGCAUUGGCUUUUCGAAGCUCACCACGCAUUAGCCCCAGCCCAGCCCAUCGUCCAUUCGACCUUCGCUUCCAGUCCCGGUUAUCUUCGUCCCCACUGAGCGCGCCGAGAUCAGGCUCUCCAUUUCUAGCACAUUUACACUCCCGCCAAUCAUCAAUUACGAGCCAAGUUUCACCGACCCCGGAAGCAGACAACGAAGUUCCACCAAGCCCGUGGGAUGUCGUGCGAUGGACAAAGUUGCGGAAGAUCACUGGGCAAGCUUUCUCGGAGAUUGGCAAGCGCAACUUUGGGCGACCAACUUGUCUGGCGGUUUCAACGUCAAUUGUGAUUGGUACUUCCAAGGGAAUUAUCUUGGUCUUUGAUUAUCAGCAGAGCUUGAAGACGAUUAUUGGAACAGGCACAAAGGCUGUCGAAUGCGGACCGAUAACAUCUUUGGCACUAUCUGCAGACCAUUCCACUAUAGCCGGCGGCCAUGAAUCCGGCGAUAUCUUUACCUGGGAAAUCUCACGGUCUGCACGGCCAUUCCUGCAUAUGCCUCCAAUCCCCGCAAACCAAGUCGAGACCCGAACAUCCGAUGGCCACAUUGCUGGCUCUGCAGUGAUCCAUGUGGGGUUCCUUGGCACACGGCGCACGGCGGUCGUGUCGGCAGAUACGAGAGGAAUGGCCUUUUCGCAUUUGGCAACACGAGGCACGGGCUCGCUUGGACGAACGGUCAAGACAACUCGGAUCUUGGGUAGAUAUCCACAACUUGCGGCAGAGGAGAUGCGCAAACGGAAGCCCAGCUCUGUUCUAGCCUUUUCUCCUCUUCCCCUCGGGAAUGUAGAGCAACCGUCUGAUUCAUUAGGCCUUGUUGCUAUGCUGACUCCAUACCUUCUUGUCAUCGUAUCGACUACCCCUGUCGCUCGAACUCAGCAUAAAUCGCCGCGCCCGAAGGAAGUUCCUGCACAUAGUGCUAUGACUGGUGCUCUGGCCUGGUUCCCUGCAAUCCGGCUGAAGGGCAAAGAUAGUCAAACCUCUAACACGAAGCUUGUCUAUUGCUGGUCGAAUGUCUUGACCGUGCUGGAAGUGACUGAAGCAGAGACGGACGAGCCCGUGGAUAGGGAUCGCCCCCCAAGCCUCGUUUUCCGAGCUCGCAGCAGAUGGAAGGCAGAUGAGGCUAUCGUGGCUGUCCAGUGGCUCAGCCGCUCUGUGUUAGCAGUGCUCACAAUCACCCAGCGCCUGAUUAUCCUGGAAGACUAUUCCAUGCACGUAACGGAUUCAAUUGACCUCGCAAACCGACAUAUCUACCAUACCGACCUCUUUUCAUCACAACUCCACAACUUGGUCGAGCAGCUCGACGAAGAAGACACAUCCAUGCAUGGCGUGGUGGCCGAUGCCUUCUAUAUGAGUUUCCGUUCCUAUAAAGGACGUCUGUUCCUACUUGGUUAUACCGAAGCCCAGGUCGGCAGCCUUUCAAAUUGGGCGGAUCGGCUCUUGGCACUGAUGGAGGCAGGUGAUUUCAUCAGCGCUAUACGUUUGGCGACUUCAUACUACACGGGCAGCGCAGAGAGGCUUACCGUUGGGCUUCCCGAUGAGGAUGCUUUGAGGCAACCGAUCGUUCAAGAAAAGCUUCUCGAGAUGAUUUCGGCAUCUUUGAAGUAUGCUUUCGGUCGCAAUGCUGAAGCAAGAAAUGAUCAGCUGGAAACUCAGCAGCUCGAGGAACUUGCCGAGGUAUCUGUGACUGCUAGUCUCCAAAUGGCGGAUGAGGAGUUCCUGUGGGAGGAAGUGUUCAAUUGGUACGAGGAGCACGACUCCGCAGGGAUCUUCUUGGAUGUCCUGGAACCACACAUCGUCGAUGGAACCAUUCGAUCCCUGCCUCCAAUUGCAGUCAAAGCUCUCAUCAACCAUUUCAUCGUUACCCAUUCCGCUGGCCGACUGGAAGAGAUCAUCUGCCUCCUCGACACCACGACGAUGGACAUUGACCAAGUCACCACCCUAUGCAAGCAGCACAACCUAUACGAUGCAUAUAUAUACGUCUGGAAUCGCUGUCUGAUGGACUAUGUGGGGCCAUUGGAGGAUCUCCUACGUCUAAUCCCCGCUCAAACAGAGGAGCCACUGGUCAACGGAGACUAUGCUGUUGAGAUGAGGCGCCACACGAACGCAAUGAAAAUGUUCCCCUACCUCUCCUUUGUCUUUACCGGCCGCAUCUACCCUACCGGUGAUGAGAUGGAUGAAGCGGAAGCUUUGCGUGCUAAAACCGCAUUGUAUCAAUACCUCUUCUCAGGCCACCUGUCUGGCACGGGGUCUAUGAAUGCCACUAAUGAGACUGGCUCAUUUGCCCAGCUGCAGGCUAUGCUCAAAUUUGAUGCAUCCAGCUUCAUGAGUAUGCUUAACGAGGCUUUUGAGGACAGCUUCUUGAACGAGCCCGAGUCCGAAGAGGCUCCUACUUCUGGGGUAUCGAUCAAUCGGCAGUACUUGAUCAGCAUCUUGCUUCAAGUGAUGGGUACACCGUUCUUCGCCCCUUCCGAUACCAUUUACUUGGACAUGUUUGUUGCACGCAAUCUUCCCAAAUACCCGCAGUAUAUUCUUCUUUCAGGCACGACUCUGCAUCAGGUGCUUGUCCGGCUGUGCCAGUAUCCGGAGGAGGAUAUGGCCGAUGACUGCGAGUUGAGUGCGGAGUACCUGCUUUCUUUCUAUCACCCACCGGAUGUCCAGAGCAUGAUGCCACUCUUCAAGGAGGCUCGAUUUUUCCGCAUCCUGAAGUCAACUUAUCGCUCUGAGAAACAGUAUCCGCAGUGGAUCAUGACCUACCUGGAUGAUCCGCACGACAAGGAUGCUAUCUUUACAGCUCUGUAUGAUUGUCUUCGCUCGGGCUCCGGACUUGGUAAAAAGCAGAGGCGGGAUGUCAUCGAGGUGGUCAAGCAGCAUGCUCAAGCAAUCGCCGCCAUAGACGUGAAGCGAGCGGCCCAAGCCAUGCAGGAUUUGGCUCCCGAGACUCACUCCACAUUCCUCCAUGUAUUGGAAGAUGAUCCAUUCAACCAAUAUCAGUAUCUUCAGGUCUUGGUCGAUCCUCAUGGACAAGCUGGCGAGAACCGAUCCGCUCCUUCGGUCGAGAACCGGAUGAUCGAACGGUACGUGCAGCUUUUGUGCAAAUAUAACCCAUCCCACGUCGCAGACUUUGUCGAUGGCCUACGGGUAGGAGACAUCCAUCUCGAAGAGCUGCUUCCAUCCAUUGAGGAGAGCGGGGCCAUUGAUGCCGCCGUUAUCUUGCUAGCCCGACAGGGUCAAGUGCGGGCUGCCUUGGAUCGUCUCGUAGCACACUUGAGUACGCUCGAGUCAGGCCUCGUCGGUAUUCUUCACAGCGUUGGCGAGGCCCCGGAUGCUGCUAGCACGACUGAGGCGAUCGAUGACCUUCUCGAAUCUCUAAACAAGUACGCCGGAGUUGGAACCUGGCUCUGCCAGGGCCAGACCAAGACAGCGAAGCAAUCACGGCCGGCCAGCAAUGGCCAAAGGGGGGUAUCGCCGCUUGAGCAGCCUCUAGCCUUUGAUGAGACGCUCUGGCUAGACCUCAUCGAGGCUGUGGUUCGCAUUGCAAGUAACAUAUUUGCCCUGAUGCGGACUCAUCAUAUCAAGGACCUUGAAGCAACAUCGCCCACUGUCUCACUAAGUGAAGAUACCGGCCGCUUGACAGUCUCCUUCCGCACUCUCGUCCAGCAGGUAUUCACCUCGCUGCUCGCCAGCACCGUGAAAGGUGGCAGUCCAUCAACCAGCGAACGCACCGACCUGUCCUUCCUCCGCAUCCUGCGAGCCUUCCUCACCCGUGCCGCCAGCUGGUCCCCAUCCCUGCGCGAGUUGCGCGCCGUUCUCGCUUCAGUGUUCUCUGCAUAUUCCUAUGAGAAGUCUCUCCUGACGCUGGCCAACGGCAUGCUGGAUCGCGACCUGUUCGUACAUGUGGACGAGGUCACUCGGCUGCGGCAGCACGGGUGGCGCCCCCGUGGGCAGGUCUGCGAGAUUUGCCGGCGGCGCAUCUGGGGCCCCGGUGUGGGCUCCUCGCAGUGGACGUCAUGGGAGGAAAGGCAGGCUGGCGAGCACCAGCGUCGCAUCUCCAGGCGUCUCGAGGAGAGUCAUGACCCUGCUUCUGAGCGGGGAAAGGGCAAAGCUGCUGCCCUGCCCCAUUCGGUUGGCCAAGGCAAUGAUGCCUUGACUGGGUCGGGGACUGCGGUAGAUGGGGAGGGUCAUCCUACUGAACCGGUGGUGGUGUUUUCCUGCAGACAUCUCUAUCAUCGACAAUGCGUUCUUGAUGCGAUUAGUGGGCUUCAUCGACCCACUGGUGCGCACGGCUCGGUCUCACGACGUGAGCAUCCCGACUGGCCGGUAGCUGAACUGUUCUGUCCGGCUUGUACAUAG
This is a messenger RNA of Penicillium subrubescens, 4746 nucleotides long. Its product is annotated as CORVET complex membrane-binding subunit VPS8. NCBI's taxonomy places the organism in Eukaryota, Fungi, Ascomycota, Eurotiomycetes, Eurotiales, Aspergillaceae. Bases 1 to 4746 code for a protein of 1581 amino acids. Gene Ontology annotation, biological process: protein targeting to vacuole; endosomal vesicle fusion. Gene Ontology annotation, molecular function: protein binding. The transcript is spliced from 3 exons. The record is from RefSeq and is a predicted model, not a curated record. Gene Ontology annotation, cellular component: late endosome; HOPS complex.